GUGCUUAGUGUGGAUCGAAUGCUGGAGCUUCUUAGGAAAGGCAACGCCAAUCGCCAAACAGGGGAGACAAAGAUGAACGAGACGAGCUCACGGUCUCACGCCAUUAUUCAAAUUACCAUCUCUCAGAAGUAUGGUUCUCUGGAGAUGCGGGAUGUAGAAAGUGUGGUGUUGUUGGUGGAUUUGGCUGGCAGUGAGCGGCAGAGUAAGACGGAGUCCACCGGGGUCGCAUUUGAGGAGGCCAAGAAAAUUAACCACUCACUCUUGAUGCUGGGUCGGGCGAUGAACUCAUUCAGUGACCGUAAGGGAGGCGAUGCAUUCAUUUCGUUGCGCGCCUCAAAGCUAACUCGUUUACUGUCGGAGAGCUUUGGUGGUAACAGUAAGACGUGGAUGCUUGCAACCGUAUCUCCUGCAGCAACCAACUUGACAGAGACCGUCUCCACCCUGGAAUACGCUCAGAAUGCCAUGGCCAUAACAAACAAGGCGAAGGUGAAUGAUACCAAAAAGAAUCUUGAUCUUAAGCGUCUUAAAGAGCUUAUUGCGGUGUUAGAGGGCAAGCUGGAUGCUGCUGGGCUGGAGAAGGCAAGGAAGCAGGAAGAAAUUGGACGUUUGAUUCAAGAGAGGGAUGCACUAGAGCAGGGGGUUGCGUAUGCCGAUAAUCAUCACGACACCAAGGACAAACUGGAGUUGACUCUUAACAACCUUCGGCUGAGCAAUAUCGCUCUUCGGAGGCGGGUGGAGGCAGCUGCAGGAGGUUUCAUUCGUUCUCUUGAUGACAAGUCUUCGUUUUUGUUUUUUAAGGGCAGGUGCGGCAUUACGCUAGAGAGUGUGCUUCUUGGGCAGCGGCGUUCCUUUUACAUUGGCUUGUUGACGGAAUGUGGUGUGCUCACAGAGGCCACGUUGCACAUUCAAUUGUUCCCGUGUGAACCGCACGCCACUGAGCGAGAUGCUCCAAUGGGGUUGAUUGAGAAGCGUCUGCGCUUCUGUCUUCAUGUUGUGGGUGCAUCAGGCAUCCCCAAGGCCUUUGUGGCGCACACGUUUUGUAAAUUUACUCUUUUAUAUGAUCGAGAAGAACGCUAUUUUACGACAUCAACAGCUGACAAUACGGAAAACCCUCACUGGGGCUGCGUGCGGAUCUUUGACAUCCCCAAGUUGACUGCAGAGGUUAUACGUUGCUUUUGUGAGCGUCCUGUGUUUACAUUUGAGGUAUUUGCAUUCAACGCGUGA
Messenger RNA from Trypanosoma rangeli, 1224 nucleotides. Its product is annotated as putative kinesin. Lineage: Eukaryota; Euglenozoa; Kinetoplastea; Trypanosomatida; Trypanosomatidae. The transcript has a single exon. The record is from RefSeq and is a predicted model, not a curated record. The annotation marks the transcript as partial. Gene Ontology annotation, biological process: microtubule-based movement. Gene Ontology annotation, molecular function: microtubule binding; ATP binding; microtubule motor activity.